CACACGAAGUAAAUAGAGUUUUGUUCCGUUGGUUUCGUCACGGAAGCCAAAGAAGUGAAGAACACACUUAAACUGAAACCGCCGAACGAAUCUUAAAUGAAGCAAAAAACUAUUUCCUUUUUUUUUUAUUUUCUCUCUCUGGUUGUCACUGGUUGGGCUCUCUGUCCCAAGACGCCACCUUUCUCUGCAAAAAAUCACUGCCCUCCUACCCCUAACAUAUGUCUCCCUCUUCUCUAUCUCUAUCCACACAUCCUCUUUUUUAUUUACUACCAUUAUUUAUUAUCACCUCUCUCUCUCACCAUCACUCUUAUUUACCACAUUGCCACCAACUUCUUCUUCUUCAUCUUUCAAGAGGGUUUUAGGGUUUUGGUUUCUCCACAUUGUACUCCACUCCAUUCAAUACACAUUGGUAUUCCCCAAUCUUGACGUUUGGGGUUUUCGGUUUGUCGUUUAUUUAUUUGAUAGUUAUAUUAAACCAUUCCAAGUUUUGUUUUUUUACAUAGCUUAUCUGGGUCUCUGUUUUAUGCGUUUUUUGAGCUCUGUGACUGUUCAUAUUUUAAUAUUUUCCCCCCAUCUGUUCUUGUGUUGCUACAUUUUCAUUGUUUAGCCUUAGCUUCUACUUUUCAUUUUUUUUAACUUGCUAAAAUGCUUGUUUGACUUUGAUCUAUGGUUUUUUUCUCUAUAUAGGCUUCCUUCAACCGAUAAUGAGCUUCAAUGUUGCAGAAAACUUUAUAGUCAUUAUCAGGCAAUAGUUGAUGGGUUUUGAAUCUUGACGUUUCAGGAGAGAGAGAGAGACAGAGAGAGUGUGUGUCUGAGUUUUUGGUGUUUGCUUUUUGAAAAAAAAAAUGGGGGAAGUAAGAAGGCAUUCUUUAGAUGUACCCAUCACAAGAACGCUCGUGGCUCUUCGUAGGGUCCGGUCACUGAGAGAUCCAUGUACCAACUCAAUGAGCAAGUUCGCUUCUCUCCUCGAAAACGUCAAAUGGGAAACCGCUUCCAACAACAACGGGAUCUCUCUUCAGUUCGUGAACGACGAUGAUCCUCCCAAGGAGGCUGAUGAUAAUGAUGAUGCUCAUGUUGGUUUGGUUCCUUACGAAUCGUACUCGAUCAUGGAGGAGCUAGAGAACGGUUGCGAUCUUCACAAGCUGAGCAACAGGGUGGUGCUUAACGGAAGAGAAGGAGACCCUUGCUCUAGUGAAAGAUCCUAUGGUGAAGGUAGAGAGUUAGCAUGUAAUGCGCCAACACGUUACUCCACAAAGCUAGCUAGCUCGGUUGGUGAAUACAGUAGCCGUGUAGGAGGUAGCAGUCCAAUGACGUCGACAAACCACAGCUAUGGAGAUCAUCAUGAAGAUGUUGAAUGUAACCGUGGCUGUGGAAUAGCCUCUUGCUGGUCAAUAACGCCGAGGUACAACAGAGGAUCAUCAAACCAGUCCUCUGACGCAGAAGAGUAUCCUUUACUACUAUCUAGCAACCCCGAGAGUAACGCUGUGACACCGAGGAGUCACGUGUCGAGAAGUCUGAGUCAGAAGUUCAGACCGAAGUCUUUCGAUGAGUUAGUCGGACAAGAAGUCGUGGUGAAGUGUCUCUUGAGCACGAUUUUAAGAGGGAGGAUCACUUCUGUUUACCUCUUCCACGGUCCUCGCGGGACCGGUAAAACUUCAACCUCUAAGAUAUUCGCCGCUGCUCUAAACUGCCUCUCACAGGCUGCUCAUAGCAGACCGUGCGGCUCGUGCAGCGAGUGCAGUUCAUACUUGUCUGGAAGAAGCGUUGACGCGAAGGAGAUGGAUUCAGCUAAACUAAACAGGCCUAGCUACCUCAGGUCUUUCGUCAAAAGCGCUUCUCUUCCUCCCGUUUCGUCUAGGUUCAAGGUGUUCAUCAUAGACGAGUGUCAGUUACUAAGCCAAGAGACUUGGGGAACGCUCUUGAACGGUUUGGAUAAUAAUAAUCUCUCUCAGCAUUCUGUUUUUAUACUGGUCACGUCGGAGCUAGAGAAGCUGCCUCGUAACGUCCUCUCAAGGUCUCAGAAGUAUCAUUUCUCCAAAGUGUGCGAUGCGGAUGUAUCCAGUAAGCUGGGGAAGAUUUGUGUGGAGGAAGGUAUUGAUUUUGAUCAGGGUGCGGUUGAUUUCAUCGCUUCUAAAUCUGAUGGUUCGCUUAGGGAUGCUGAGAUAAUGCUUGAUCAGUUGAGUUUGCUCGGCAAAAGAAUAACUACAUCUCUGGCCUAUAAGCUUAUUGGGGUUGUUUCUGACGAUGAGUUGCUUGAUCUGCUUGAUCUUGCACUGUCUUCUGAUACUUCGAACACGGUUAUAAGAGCGAGGGAGCUGAUGAGAUCCAAAAUAGAUCCUAUGCAGCUUAUUUCACAGCUAGCUAAUGUGAUUAUGGACAUUAUUGCUGGAAAAUCUCAAGAGAAUAGUUCAGCAACCAGACUUCGGUUUCUUACAAGACAUACCUCUGAAGAAGAGAUGCAGAAACUGAGUAAUGCAUUGAAGAUACUAUCUGACGCCGAGAAACACUUGAGAGCAUCCAAAAACCAGACAACCUGGCUCACUGUUGCACUGCUCCAACUUAGCAACACCGACUCGUCUUCCUACGCAGCAAAUGAAAAUGGAUUGUGUUUAAGAAGCCAAAGAAGCAAAGACGGUGACCUCUCCAGCACAUCAUCUGAUUGUCCUGGUGAUGUCGUUAAACAAACCGAAGAGUGUCAAGACAUAAACUGUAACGAAACAGUUGAAACAGUGUGGAAAACAGUCACAGAGUUGUGCUGUUCAGAUUCACUAAGGAGAUUCUUGUGGAAACGAGGGAGGUUAACUUCACUUACUAUUGACAAAGGUUCAAGUGUGGCAAUAGCAGAACUAGAAUUCUACACACCUCAACACGUAACAAGAGCUGAAAAAUCAUGGAAAACUAUUGCAGACUCAUUCCAAACCGUGUUGGGAUGCAAUGUUGAGAUUCGCAUUAAUCUUGUUAUAUCUGAGUGUUCUCCACCAAAGAGUGCUAGAGCAGCAGGAAGGCUUUUCUCUGGACUUUUCAGCUGCUCUCGUAGAAUGCUGCACAAGUCUUACCUGACUACUAUAACCGACUCUGAUCAUCACUCACCUGAAGUUACAAAUUCCUUGAGAAGUUGCCAAGGGAAUGUCUUGAGGGCUCGAAGCGUACGUUCUUCAGCCAAUGCAUCGUCGAGGAUGAGCAGUGCAAGUGAUCAAGGCGAUGUAUAUUCUGCUAUGUGUACUCCACAUAUGCCUCCGGGUGACAAAAGGCCAGAAGAUGACACUGAUGUGUUGUGUUGGAGGAGGACUCCACUAGGCAAGGAUCAGGGAGAGACACAGAACAGCAAGAGCUCAAGGCUCAUUGGCAGAGUUCUUCCCUGCACUGCAGCUGGUUAAGCGAGCUUGAUGACACAAACCCAUUUUGUGGAACCAUUAGAUUUUAUUAGCUAAUCCAUGAAGAUGUUUCAAGACCAUAUAUUAGAUUAGCAUAUACUAAUCAAAUCAUUAAAGGACAUAAAUCAUUUUACCGUCUAAUUUAAGCCCUUUUAUUCCC
This is a messenger RNA of Raphanus sativus (radish), 3534 nucleotides long. Its product is annotated as protein STICHEL-like 2. The record is from RefSeq and is a predicted model, not a curated record. Gene Ontology annotation, cellular component: DNA replication factor C complex; nucleus; DNA polymerase III complex. Gene Ontology annotation, biological process: DNA repair; DNA-templated DNA replication. Gene Ontology annotation, molecular function: ATP binding; DNA clamp loader activity; DNA-directed DNA polymerase activity. The transcript has 7 exons. Bases 846 to 3377 code for a protein of 843 amino acids. Lineage: Eukaryota; Viridiplantae; Streptophyta; Magnoliopsida; Brassicales; Brassicaceae.